AUGUCGCUGGAGUCGGCUCUUGAGGAAGAGCGCCUUGAAAUACUCAAACUUCUCGAGCGCCCUUCUGUGCCUCACAAGCAUAGCGGAGGUGGCAAUCCUCCCGGAAUAUCGCCAACAAUUCCACGAUCCCCUCCGUUAGUACCAAGAGCUACUUCUCCGGCGCGGUCUCCUUCGCGAGCUACUCAAUCUAUUAGUGGAAUUUCAUCGAUGAUUAUUGCUGCAGAGCGUGGUUCAAAUUCAGCUUCACCCCCCCCUGGACAAUUUGCAUAUAGCCAAAGAAGUCGAGAUAGCUCGCCUCAUGGGUCACUCCACUCCGCCACUUCUCCCGCUUAUGGAGGACCUCGUUUGUUGAAGGACCGAGAUAGGGAUAGGGAUGCAUCAGCGUUUACCCCUAAUGCAGAUUAUCAGUUUAAUAUUCUCCCCUCUACCCCGAACCCUCAUUUCAGGAGAGCGGGAGGAGGGGGUCGCGCGGGGAAGACGCCUCCAGUCCCUUCCUCGCCGACAAGUAGCCCCACGACGAUGCAUACCAGUUUAUCUCAAGGGCACCAGGAUACACUAUCAUCUAUAUACAGCGAAUCAGGCCCUUUUCAGCCCGGUGGGAUGGGGCUCCCAAGUGGUUCCCAAGUUGGUGGUCGUCAGAUUCGGCUUGGAUCUUCUAGUCGGAGAUCUGGCUCGCCAUCUAUGUAUCAUAAUCGAUCAGCAUCCCCGCAUGCUGGGAAUCUCUCCCUCUCCCCCCUAUCAUCGCCACCACUCAACAUGAAUAUGGUACCUCCCACAAAGACGUUGAUAACGGAGAAUGAUACUCUCAUCGAUCUGGAGUCUGCAUAUCGGAGAUUAUCUGAUGAUGCUCUUAGGAACUCCGGGGGCUCACUGGCUACACUACCUGAAAGGGGAGGCACCGCGGGAAAUAUACGGGCUAGCUCAGGGGAAAGUAUUUCACGUGAUGGAGGUGUUCGCUUGGAGAAGGAUUUGACAUUCAUGGUCGGCGAUGACGGGAGAGAAAUUGCGGUUGAGAGUACCGACGACAGUGAAUAUAGCAGUGAUGAUGAUACAGAGUCCUUCCGUGGCCGAAGAUCGGAAAAACAGCCCCUUGGUGCUGUUGCCGAUAGCUUGCAGCAAAGCCAACUGAUCACGACCUUGCACAAUAGCUCCAAAAAUCCCCAUCGUCAGUCUCAGAAAUCUACGAUACCGCAAAGGAAAACGAUGAGCCUUUUAGCAGCCGCAGAAGAAGAGCGCAAAACGGUGUCAUCCCGCUACAAAGUAUCAUCUCUUCUACCUUCUGUCACCGUUUCACCACCUACACAAACGCAGCAAAACACACAUCGGAAUAUAAUACACCCAAAUACGAAUUUUGACACCCGGUCACGUGUUUCGACGCCCUUUUCAUCUGAAGCGGAGGCUGAUUCUAAGGAUCUUAAGCGGGCGUCUCGGUUGUCUCUUAGUGUCUCCCCUAUAAUAUCUACGCCUGAAACGCACAGGGUUGCGAGAACGAUUGUGCGCGGGGAUUUAUCCAAUAUAGGAUCUGAGUAUUUAUCGGGGAGAAAGCAGCGGAGCUAUCUGGUAGCAACUGAUUUAAGUGCCGAAGCAGCACAUGCGCUUGAAUGGACAAUUGGUACUGUUCUACGGGAUGGUGACAAAUUACUAGCAAUCUAUGCUAUCGAUGAAGAAACUGUUGGAGAUUUCGAUGCGCAAAGAGUUGCAUCCCAGACUGCUGAAUCGCAGUAUGCGAGCGCCUCGCCACCACUUCCAGCUCGAAGAAGGAGUUUAGAGAAGGGGAGAACUAAAUCUGGGAGUAGUCCGGUGCGGUCAUCGAGCCUAAACCGUUCGGAUGUGCCUGAUAAUCCUGGUGAAGGAAACCAGUACUCGUCAAACAACUCGAGCAGGGAUGCCCUUCCUAGUAUACCGGCUGAGCUCUUGGAUAACGAAGAUGAAAAGGCACCGGCAACGAGUAUUAAUUCACGGGAUAAAAGUAAAUCCGAGCAAGAGCGUUGGGCUGCUGCGGAGCAAAUCUCCACACUAGUGGCCAAGCUGCUGAAAAAAACAAAAUUACAGGUCAAUGUUAUCGUUGAAGUGAUUCAUUGCAAGAGCCCAAAGCAUCUUCUCACGGAAAUGAUCGAUAUUCUGGAACCAACAUUGGUCAUACUCGGGUCACGAGGAAGAAGCGCGUUGAAAGGAGUUCUGCUCGGGUCGUUCUCGAACUAUCUUGUUACGAAGUCUUCUGUUCCCGUCAUGGUGGCUCGGAAAAAACUCAAGAAGAGCAAGUACAAGAAUCCGAACCCCCGUCUUAUCAAUAAUCUAAGCGCGGGGUCAUCGAGAACCCUCGCAUCUGCAAAGGUGGAUUGA
Molecule: messenger RNA, 2343 nt
Organism: Orbilia oligospora ATCC 24927
Lineage: Eukaryota; Fungi; Ascomycota; Orbiliomycetes; Orbiliales; Orbiliaceae
Exons: 4
Coding region: 1-2343 (780 amino acids)
Source: RefSeq, a predicted model, not a curated record